Durio zibethinus is the source of this 990-nucleotide messenger RNA. RefSeq lists its product as uncharacterized. Gene Ontology annotation, cellular component: chloroplast. The record is from RefSeq and is a predicted model, not a curated record. Lineage: Eukaryota; Viridiplantae; Streptophyta; Magnoliopsida; Malvales; Malvaceae.
ACAAUAUCCAAUGAUUUUUAGAUUUUAGUUUUGUUUUCUGUGAUAUGUAAAUUGCAAAGACAGGUGAUGCACAAGCACUGCCUAAGUCUGGUAAUGGACAAUGGGAAAGCCACAAAGCUACAAGAGAGAGAAAUGGUCCACUUUGGCAUGACAGCCACAGGCUGGCUAAGAUAAGGUUAGUAUCCCAACCUAGCUUUCCAAAUAUCAACUGCCACCACACUCGUAUCCAAAACCAUUGAUAUAUAUGAGAUAGAGAAGGAAUGGGCAAAGAGAGCACAAAAUUGUUCUGAAAAAUGGCAGCCAAAGUGCCUCUCUCUUCUCCUCUCAGCACCCAGAUUCCUGUCUUGCCCAGGUUUUCAUCAUCAGCGUCGGCUUUCUCUUGGGCUCUCUGUUCACUAAAACCAAGGGUCCUUAAUUUCAAAGUUCAUGCAAACUUGGGGGAAGGGGAAGGAGAAGGAGAAGGAGAACUCAAGCCGAAAGGAAAGAGGAAAUUUAUAACAAGAGAAGAAGAACCACAACAGUAUUGGCAAUUUGCAGGAGAAAGGGAAGGAGAGAAUCCCAUGAUGACCCCUCUUCCUUACAUUAUCCUAUUUGGCAUGUCAACACCCUUUGUAAUCUUAGCCAUUGGUUUUGCUAAUGGCUGGAUUAAGGUACCUGUUCGAUGAACUUUGGCCUUUGCAAAUGCAGUGAGAAUGACAGACAGGAUCUUAAGUGUUGAUUCAUCCGAUAAGCAUCUUUAAUUCAGGGUUCUCGGCUUUCUAGUGUAAGCAUAUGUUGUCAACACACUUUUUUUGAGUAUUUAUACUGUUAGUUUCUGAAGAAAACAUAGGAUGGAAUACCAAUGGGACAUCUCUACCUACAUUGCGAAACCAAAGCAUUUCCUCCAAAUUUAAGUAAAUUCUGGGUACUGUUUUGAAUCAGUUUUAAGAAAAUAAUUUUGUUCUAUCAUUGGUUGCAUUUCUAUUUCGAAGGACCCCAGGUUGAAAUUCA